Geodia barretti is the source of this 1152-nucleotide messenger RNA. Lineage: Eukaryota; Metazoa; Porifera; Demospongiae; Tetractinellida; Geodiidae. The record is from the annotation of a GenBank genome assembly.
GGCAGCGACGACUACCUGAUGGCGUGGGAGUGGCACGAUACGGCGAUGUGGCGGGAGCGGCGCAGGAUGCGGCGGAGGCUGUGGCGGCGCGGUUCAACGAGGGGUUUCCGACGGACUUCGUGGCGCGGAUACGGACCUGCAGAACGCGGGUGAGCGGGAUGCGCGGCCGGGGGCGGUCGAUCACUGGAUAGAUGAGAAGCUAACAACUUAGAGACAUUGGGCAGCGACAUUUGGAAGGUAAGAGUGGAAUGACACAGAGCGAGACGCAAGCACCUACGAUACUGGAGCGGCUGGCGAGGGGUGAGCUGAUAAUCUCGGACGGCGCGACCGGGAGCUAUCUUCAGCAGCACGGGCUGGAAGACGGCGAUCCCGAAGAGUGGAAUGUGAGCCAUCCGGAGGUUGUGCAGGGGAUGGCGAAGGCGUACUUCGAUGCGGGUUCGCAGAUGGUGCUGACGAAUACGUUCGGGGGGACGAGGCUGCGGCAGAAGCACUAUGGGUUUCAGGACAGGGCGGCGGAGUUCAACAGACUGGCUGCUGAACAUCGCGCGCAGCCAGGCGCCUGAGGGGUGCUUCGUGGUGGGGUCUGUGGGACCGACGGGCGAGGUGCUGGACGAUCCGCUGCGAGACGAGCCGCUGACGGAGGAUCAGGCUUAUGACGCGUUCGCGGAGCAGAUAACGGCGCUUGCGGAGGGUGGCGUGGAUGCAGUGGACAUCGAGACGAUGAUCGAUGUCAACGAGGCGACGAUAGCGGUGCGGGCUGCGAAGGAGAACACUGACCUGGUGGUGAUAUCCACGAUGUUCUUCGACAAGGGGCCUCGCGGGUUCUUCACGAUGAUGGGGACGCGACCUGCCGAGGCGGUUAGCAGGCUGCAUGAGGCUGGCGCGGACAUCGUGGGGGCGAACUGCGGGAAUGGCAUCGAUGUGAUGCUGGAGCUUGCGCGGGAGCUGCGGGCGGCUACGGACGGCUACUUGCUGAUUCACUCGAAUGCGGGGCAUUCCGUCGCCGAUUGGGGGCGAGAUCGUGUAUCCGGAGACGCCGGAGUACAUGGCGGAGCGGUUCAAGGUGAUGGCGCACGAUGUGGGCGUGAAUAUCAUCGGCGGGUGCUGCGGGACGACGCCGGCGCAUAUAAGGGCGCUGGUGGAGGCGGUUAA